CUUAUUAAUAAACUCAAGUUUUUUUUUGGCGAGUCUUUGGUUGAGCAUUAAUUAUUACACAAUAAUUUGGUUGCGCGACAGCUUACGCCGCUUAUCGCUCUCCCAACAUUCGCCAGCUUUGACCUCCCCUAUCUUACUUUUAUUAUUCUAUCCUACUUAACUUCCCUUGAAAAAUUACCGACACCGUGUCUCACACGCUGGAUUCCGUGCGCGGCUGCGAAAAAAGGAUGGCGACCGACUUCAUAAUGCCUAGGCCAGCUGAGCAGCCGCAGCCACAGGCGCAUUUCUACCCUUAUCGCCAAACACCUACCGCGCCGUCGCAAUCUCCGACCUAUCCAUCUCAAGGAUACCAUUCUCAACAGAUCUCGCCUUUGAGCACUUCUACCAACGCCUCACCUACCUCCCCCAAACCGUAUCAUCGCCAGCGUUUACGACCGCUCUACAUGCCUGCGGUUUUAAGACCGAACGAGCACCCCUACAAGAUAAUUGGGAGGAAGACGGAAGCACAGGAAGAUGAUAAUCCGUUAUCGUCUAACAACAGCUUCAUCAGCCUGGCCGGAUUGGGCGCGCUUAGCCGACUGAGCCGCCGUACUACAGGUGACAGCGGAAAGUGUGUAGAUGAUGAAUGGGACUUGGAUAUGUUUCCAAAGCCGACGGCGCAACCCACGCGGCAACACUGGAAGCCCGACCCGGAAUCAACUAUCUGCGACGAGCCCUCAUGUAUGCGCCACUUCAACUACUGGACACGCCGGCAUCAUUGUCGGAAAUGUGGCAACAUCUUCUGCGAUUCGCACUCGGCAUACGAUGUUCCUCUCGAUCAAGACGCGAAUUAUAACCCGAAAGGUACUCCGAGCCGCGCAUGUUCUCACUGUUUUUCAGAGUUCAGAGCGUGGCGUAGUCGGACAAAUAGCCAAGCUUCUAGCGACACGUCUUCCACUGGUAGAGGGUCGCAAACCGCACCCACGAGCCCAGCCGCUUCGGCCCCGACGGCAAUACAAGGUCAGCAUGGCCAUCAACAGGACAUCGCGAUGAGCGUUCCACGGGACUGGAACUGGAGUACCUUCUAAUCGGUUUGGAAUUGGAUGUCUCCGUUACGGAUAUAAAUAUCCUUUCUCACUCGAUACCAGGUGCCUAAUUAAUGAUACACGAGACAACGGAUCU
Molecule: messenger RNA, 1161 nt
Organism: Daldinia loculata
Lineage: Eukaryota; Fungi; Ascomycota; Sordariomycetes; Xylariales; Hypoxylaceae
Product: FYVE-domain-containing protein
Exons: 3
Coding region: 228-1067 (279 amino acids)
Molecular function (GO): metal ion binding
Source: RefSeq, a predicted model, not a curated record